AUGGACCAGUUUCUCCGCACCACCAUGAGCUGGCUCCAAAACUCGUCAUUACCAGUCACGGCACUUAGUUGUCGAUAUGCUCAGACCCUUCUUCAGAACUACCAAAGGCAUGCUGAUACUUUGGGAACACUAACAAAUUGUACUUUAAUCGAACCACGGUUGAAAGAUGGGUAUGCUAAUCAUGGGACAGAAGACUUGUCUCCAGAAUAUAUGUUGGUACACCAGGUACUCCGUUCUUUCUUGUUGGUGAUGCUCAAGUGGAUUGGGUUCUGUGUUCAAGUUGGCCUCAAUGUCUUGUAUGAAGAGGAGGAUUUGACCACGAGAACUCUGGACUUGGACAUGUUGACUGCGGUUCCAUUUGAGACUGUUGUGGCAGAAGCCAAUAAGUCAAUGGAGUGGAUCAAAUCUAACAUUAGUGACGAAAAGCAGGCUAGUAUUAUGCAAAAGUUUCUCGCUUUGGCAGUCGAUAUGCUUAAUCUCCAUCAAAUUUUAUAUUUGAGAUUGUCGCUAACUGAAAAAGAUCAAAUAGAAGAUAAGUUGCAUUUUCUAACAAAUGGCAAGCAUUGCACCCAAGACCUCCAUCAAGAAACUGCACAAUUGACAACGGAACCACCUAAGGGAGCGUUCUCCAAGUUCAUCCAGUUGGACUUGAACAACAAAAGCAUACCGGCAGAACUUACAAGUCUAUGUCGUGACGAAUGUUACACCAGCAUAUUUUCACUUUUUGACGAGGUUUAUCAAUUCGUGAACACAGCGGCUAACAUCACCAAUAUUCAUCAACUAAACACCUACUUGGAGUUUGAGAUCCGCAGGCCACUCUCCUCCGCUAAUGUGAUCUCUCGUGGGUUAUUCCAGCUCUUUUUGGUUCGAGAUGAUCGAACCAUAUUAGGUUCCAAAGAAGACAUUACGUCAAUUUCUCUAAAAUUAAUGGAGAAUUUGAGUUGUCUAUACUGCAAUGCAUUGCGUCCCGAUUCAUGGAACAAUAUUCAAGGAGACGAAACACAAGUCAAGACAAUCAAGCAAGAACUCUUGCAAAAUUUGGAUACACUUUUGGGUGAUAUUGAAACUGGCAUCAAUCAAAAUUUCGCAGUCGUUAGCAAUAACCGCUGCCGACAACGCCAACUCAAUACAAGAUCAAUUCUAAUAUGGGACACUAUUCAGGUAUCUUCGGAGCCAUUAGAAGUGAUGCUAUGGCAAUCUCAUCGUAUAGGUGAUAGGCUAAUGGAUGAUAGUCCAGCGCUUGCAAUCACAUCUUUUGUCUACUUUAUCAAGUUGGAUGUGAUGCUUGAGGUGCUCCUUUUAGGAUUUGAACUGGAUAUCUACAAGCCUUACGAGAUGAACCAGAUGUACUGGUUCGCAACUUACUUGAGUAUGACGAUAGUUGACCAUUUGAAGGGCAGAGUAUUGAUGAUCAUCCGGCUGCAAAUUCACGAAAUUUCCGAUGCCAUGCCGAAGCGGUUGAAAAAGGCCAAGGCUGGCCCCAAAAAGCAACAAUUGAAGGCGCAGAUCCAAUUUGCUACCACAAACAUUCUUCCAGGUUUGAAGAGCAAUCAAGAGUUUAUUGAAAAAUUUCUCAUCAGAAAAUACGAAGCCUUGCGCAUCAUCACCGAUGCUUACCGUAUGAUGUAUGCCAUUUGUCAUAGCUUGAAACUCAUAGAUGCCAUUGCCGGUCCCAAAAACUUGAUAACCAGCCGUGAACUCCUUUAUAACAUUCGCAUGAAACCGUGGUCUUCCGUGGGUGUUCCAGCGCUCCCAACUUACGAUCAGUACGUUAGAGCCCUCCGCAAGUCAACAAUUGCCGAAGACAUGAUUGCGUCGCAAGCGGGGUCGCAAAUUGCCAGUGCGAUCGCCCGCUUUAACGAGGCUAAACAAAUUCUGCAGCAACUUUGUCGCGAAACGGAAAUCUCCACAAAUUACUGCUUGGGUACUCAUUGCACAGAAUACUACAACAACAUGACCAAAACAUGUGUGGUACAAUCGUUGGAGUUACAUAAGUUGCGAAAAGCGUUGGCCGAGAAAAAGCAGGUUAAAACAACAAUUGAAAACAACGCGGAUUACUUCCCCGUCUUGAGAGUAUCCGUUUAG
This is a messenger RNA of Meyerozyma guilliermondii ATCC 6260, 2085 nucleotides long. RefSeq lists its product as uncharacterized. Gene Ontology annotation, biological process: N-terminal peptidyl-methionine acetylation. The record is from RefSeq and is a predicted model, not a curated record. The transcript has a single exon. NCBI's taxonomy places the organism in Eukaryota, Fungi, Ascomycota, Pichiomycetes, Serinales, Debaryomycetaceae. Gene Ontology annotation, cellular component: NatC complex. The coding region runs from base 1 to 2085 and encodes 694 amino acids.